Messenger RNA from Acanthaster planci (crown-of-thorns starfish), 4001 nucleotides. Its product is annotated as protein SpAN-like. NCBI's taxonomy places the organism in Eukaryota, Metazoa, Echinodermata, Asteroidea, Valvatida, Acanthasteridae. Gene Ontology annotation, biological process: proteolysis. The record is from RefSeq and is a predicted model, not a curated record. Gene Ontology annotation, molecular function: metalloendopeptidase activity; zinc ion binding.
GCCGAGAAGACACACUUCCCGGUAACGAAACAGAAAUUGCAAAUACUGGUAGCAUUCGAUCGUUUGAAUAUCCAAUCAGCUCCCCAACAAUAUGAGACUGAUUCUACUGGCGAUGUUGUUAGGGUGUGCCCUGGCGGCCUCCACUAACAGGGUGAGACGGAAUAAAUUUGAGAAGGGAAAUCGUCUCAGGCCGACGCCCAAAGCGACACUUGAUCGGGACGGCGAAGACUUCAAUCGGCCUAGGGUGAAGCGCAAAAGCCAGUUCGAGAAAGGCAAUCGUCCCACGCCGACGCCCACAAUGCCACUGGAUUUAGUGGACGGCGAAGACAACCGCUCUGGCAGGGAUCGUCGCGCGCCACCGGCGACCUGGCCUAAUAACAAAGUUUGCUACGAGUUUGCCAGUGGUUUCAAUGAUGAUAACAUGAAGAAAAACCUCAGAAAUGCCAUGAACGAAUUUGAGAGAGUGUCGUGUAUGAAGUUCAUAGAGGCAGGCACGAGCGACGCCAGUUGUACAUCACAGAGCUCACCACUCCUAACGGUGCAGAAUACCGCAGCAGGAUGCUGGGCACAUGUUGGUUGUCAUUCAUCGACGAACACAGUGAAUGUACCUACGAAGUGUGAUUUGUACGAUGAGAUAGGAGUGUUGAUCCACGAGUUGUUCCACGCCCUCGGACGAUACCACGAGCAUACACGACCGGACAGAGACCACUUUGUCACGGUUCAAUGGGAUAACGUUUUAGACGGCCAGGCCCAUAACUUCGAGAAGCAUACAAGCGAUGAUUUCAUCACAUUCGGAAUUCCCUACGACUACGAAUCCAUCAUGCAUUACGGCAGAAGCUUUUUUGCCAAGGACAAGAGUCAGCCUACAUUGACACUGAUAGACACGAAGUACAAUGACAAGGUCGGCAAACAGAAGCAGCUGUCUCCGUCAGACGUCUUGUAUGUCAACAAAUUGUACGAGUGUUACGAAGGUGAACCGGAACCUUGCAAAAAUGGUGGUGAGAGGAUGGCGAGCAGCGACUGUUACUGCAUCUUUCCUUUCAUGGGUACAGACUGCGGAGAUGUUGACCCUGGCGUUACGGUAACAGAGAAUGAUGGCAGUGGACCUAUAUCAUUGGUAUCGCUGAACUACCCAGAUCACUACCCUCUCAAUACUGUAACACAGAAUCUGCUUAUGUGUACAGAUACUAGUAAGAAGGUUCAAAUUGUCGUCGAAGAUUUCGAUGUUGAAGGUUACGGCUGUUACUAUGACAAAUUUCGGUACACACUGAAGGCUGGUGACGUCAACCCAGAAACUAAAUGCGAAGAUGAUCUCAAAGGCUCCACGGUGAAGGCAGACGGCAACAGCAUAUUCAUAACACUGGUCAGUGACGACAUGUAUACCUUCAAAGGAUACAAAAUGGAGUUCACGUGUGUUUAAACAAGCAUACUUCACGGCCAAACCGCACUAAAAGCAUCGUGACAGUUUACGUUAGAUAUAGGGCCUACUAUAUGUUAAAUGUAAAUCAACAGUUGUGUGCCACUUCAUCAGUCACACUCUGUACUCUGUGAAAUGCUUAAAACAAACUGUGAAAUGGGAAGGGCUUUAAGGCCAGUCCAUACUGCAGGCGAAUGCGACAGCGAAGCAAAUUUGACAUCACGCAAAAAUUACAGCGAAAUUUCGCUUGAGUUGAAAUGUGUUCAAGUUUUAUGAAUUCGCAACGCGAAUUUCAUCUGAUGAGCCGUUGCGUUUGUGUGGUUUCUCGCGCAAUAUAGCGGACGUCUUAAAUUCGCUUUCGUCUUCGCUUGCGCACGGAGUAUGAACUGGCCUUUACUUUGAAAAAAUGAUAACCUGAAAUGUUGCAGCACGACCUUCAUUGACGUUUUCCAAAUCUGCAUAAUCUACAUUCAAUACACUGACUUUGUGACGCUUUUUAUGCGGUAAAAGACCCCCUUGUUCGCAGCAUGCUCACACCGUCAGAGUAAUACAUGUGUUACGAACUCAUUGGUAACCAAAGGACGUACGCUCCAUCAAAAAAAAAAUCCACUUCUCCAUCGCUCUGAUUUCGUUGCAUCCCUUUUGGCUUACAUAGGCCUAAAGGUGCUUUUUUGUAAGAUUAAGACUGCACACAGUAUUUUCUCACCCCGUUCGUGUGUAAAUUCAAUCCAUAAAUUCUUCAGGAAAUGCUUUUUUUAACCACAUUGACGUACACCAUACAUGCCGCGUGUGGCGGGGGGGGGUGCUGAAGGCCGUUCAUGUUUCUUCCGUUUAAACGACUGAAAACAGACUAAUCGAAGACUACGGAUUGGCAGCCCACUCUCCAAGGACUUUGUCGGAACCCGUGGGCUGCGAGAUUCCCAAGGCCAAGCCUACAUCUUGCAUAUCCCAACACACAAAUAUCAUGUACAAAAAUUUCAGAAGGAAAUCUAUAAACUGUUCGAUAACAUCACGGACCGCAAAUAAAAACAGACAAUUUCUCCUGCAUGAUGAAACGAAUUUUUGAUGAAGGCUGUCAUGCCAAAACUAGUACGCUGUAACUUUAUUUUCCUACAACUACAGUCGUGAAAUUUGCACAGUAUAAUUUUCUGCGGCUUCCAUGCACAACAAAGAGCAGGUCUUACAUUGACAAGUCUCGGCGUUUACAAGCAAAAGACAGAUCACACAAAACCAGCCAUUCAUGAUAGACCUUGGGAAUUUCACAUGAAUUGUAAAUAGUUAACAAUAUAGUUAUCAGUAUCUAAUGUAAUAAAGUAUAUAGCAGUUACCAGCGCAGGAAACCUCGGACCUGUAAACUUGACAUAGUUGACGUAGAAAAACCUGGAACAAGAACGCUUUGCUGUGAUUACUUUACUUUCUUCUUGUAUAAUUUGUUUAUUUUUGGCCAGAUUUUUCAAAUAAUUUAAAGAAAGGGUUCGUCCAUCCACAACAACGUAAACUAUAUAUGACCUCAGAGAGCAUGCAGUAAGCAAUGUUUCACUCCGUGAAGGCAUUGUAUUCGUUCGUUACCCACUGGUGCAACUUGUUUGCUCCGUAAAAUUUCAUCAAAUGGCACAAAAUAAGGGCCCAUAGUUCCCGAUCAGGAAAUUGAUUCAUUUUGUAACAACCCUGCUACGAUCAACCCCAGGACGAGCAUCAUUUUAUCUAUUAAACAAUAACAUAAACCAGCUUUGCAAAGAAAAUCAAUCAAUCAAUCAAUCAAUCAGUCAAUCAGUCAAUCUUUUACCUACACCAUCACUAUUUUCCCCCAAUAAUCAAAGACCCUUCGAGUUAUUAUCUGUAUCAUCGUGGUGUAUUAGUUAUUGUUGGUUAAAGUGUACUGGAAUAAUAUUCCGAUUUGAACUUUAUUAAAGAAAAUCUUGACUGCAUUAACGUGCCUCUGUUUUGCCAUUGAUCUAUUUAAAGUAUUCCUUUCAAGGUAUGUUUCACCUGUUGUCAUUAGAAUCAAUUUCAAAAGCAUUUCGGGCUUCUUCGGAAGCGCCUCCAACUUUUGGUGGUGGUGGUGGUGGGGGGAGGUCAUGCGGCCAAGUUCGGGCUUAUUCAACAUCAUGUUGGGAGAGAACACUAUAUCAAAAGCCUCGCGGUCCCAACAUCCUUGCUUUUAUUUGCUGGUGUUGUUUUCUUAAGGUUUUGGUGCUAGUAUUUGAUAAAAGAAAUACCGAUUUCUUUCUUUCCUACUCACCUGUGAAGUAUUCUUAGUAAAAAGGGGGUGUGUGUGAAAAAAAUCCGUCGGGGAGGCAAGUUUCCCCUCCCCCCCCAUCCCGCUGAAUACGCCACUGCGCAUGUCGCAACAUGUAUUUUUAGUCUACAAUCUGUGUGCAAUAACUAAUUUUUUUCUGGUAUAAAAUCUUAAUGAGAUAGACAAUUCUCUGCGUCUGAAAUAGCUUUGCCUUAUCGUGCUUUUUGCCAAGGAUAAUUCUUUAAAAGUUAACUUAGAAAUAAAAAAGAACUCUACAGAAAGGAAUGUUUUGACGACUAGAUUCGGCUAAGAAACCCAUAAAUGGAUAAAUGAAAGCGACUGUUA